This is a messenger RNA of Thelazia callipaeda (thelaziosis nematode), 3879 nucleotides long. The record is from the annotation of a GenBank genome assembly. Lineage: Eukaryota; Metazoa; Nematoda; Chromadorea; Rhabditida; Thelaziidae.
UUUGGGAAGAUGGCGUUGAAAAUUACAAGUUUGCUAGAAAAGAUGUCAUCGACGGAUAAGGAUUAUCGCUUUAUGGCUACAAAUGAUUUGAUUUUAGAGUUGCAAAGUGACAGUGUCAAAUUAGAUGAUGAAUCCGAACGAAGGAUGGUAAAUAUGGUUGUAAAAUUGUUAGAAGACAAAAAUGGUGAAGUGCAAAACUUGGCGGUGAAAUGCUUAGGACCACUUGUACACAAAGUAAAAGAUGCACAGGUACAAACUAUAUUUGCCCACCUUUGCCAAACAAUGAUUAAUGGCGAUGAAGAAUUGCGAGAUGUUUCUUCGAUUGCAUUGAAAACUGUCGUUGCCGAGUUGCCUGUUGCAAGUUCUCCAUUGACAAUUGCAGUAAUCAAGCUAUUAGUUCCACCGCUGAGAGAUGCAUUGUGUAAGCGUUUAUCAUGGAUUACACCAAGCAUAGAUACGAACGGUGUCGAAAUAUCAGUAAAACUUGAAGUAAUUGACAUUAUCUCUGACAUCAUUUCUCGUUAUGGAUCAUUAUUUACUCCUUAUGUCAAAGGGUUUCAAGAAGCCUUACUUGAACAACUGGUUUCCGAUCGCCAAGCUCUUCGAAAACGAUCCAUUGCAGCGUUAUCGAACAUGCUUGCCCUUGCAGAUAUUUCACUUUAUGGACAAACAAUGGAUGUUAUUGUCCAUCAACUUUCGAAUGGAGUAAUGAUCUCUUCAACUAUUUUGUUUGCAAGAUUAUUUUCUGUCGCAUCCGUUACGCAAAUUCGUACGAUAGUACAGACAUGUCAGAGUGUGUGCAAAACUACUAGUCGUCGUUUCGCAAAGCAUUUAUCAAGAAUGCUUCCAUUAUUAUUAAAAUAUGCAACAACUACAGAUGAUGAUGAAUUCCGGGAAUCCUGUAUUCAGGCUUUUGAAACAUUUGUCUAUCGGUGUCCUCGUGAAGUAACGCUAUUUAUUCCAAGGAUCGUUGAGAUAGUGGUUAAUUAUUUAAAGUACGAUCCUAAUUAUACUUAUGAUGAAGAUGAAGAAAUGGACAAUAUUUCUCAAAUGGAUACAGAUGGUGAUACGGAUGAUGAUGAUGACAAUGGAGAUGAAUAUUCAGAUGAUGAUGAUCUGAGCUGGAAAGUACGCCGAGCAUCCGCUAAGUGCAUUGAAGCUCUCAUUUUAUCGCGUCGUGAUGAAAUCGUUAAAUACCUGACUUCGUUUGGACCUCUUCUGAUUAAUCGCUUCAAGGAACGGGAAGAUAAUGUGAAAUGGGAAAUAAUGCAUUCAUAUACUGCAUUGCUUUCGCAGUUUCGCAAUUUCAUCCCAAAUUUCUCGGAAAUAUGCGUUUCAGAGGAAAAUGGUAGUGUCAAAUCAAAUGCAUGUGGUGAUAUGCAGACGAUUGUGGUUAGAGGUGGUAUAGUACUCAAAAAUUUGCUAAGUACUGAGCAGCUGGAAACGUUGGAGGCUUUGGAUUCACAGAUUCCCUUGCUUAUCAAGGCAGUGAGCCAGCAGCUGAAUACGAAGACAUUGAAAACAAAACAAUAUUGUUUCGUUUUGCUCACCCAACUGUUAAAAGCGUAUCCGGGUGCGCUUGGAGAUGAGAUGUAUCUUUUGAUGGCUGGAGUAUCAAGUGCUAUGAAUGAUCGUUCCCUGAAUACUAAUGUAAAAAUCGAUACGUUGACUUUUCUGUCAGCAGCAUUAUGCACUCAUCCACCAGAGAAACUACGUGUGCAUAUGGGUAUAUUGGUACCACUCAUUGUGCGAGCUGUGAGUGAACAAUUUUAUAAACUUACAGCAGAAGCAUUAACAGUUACUACGUCGUUAAUUCGUGUAUUGCGUCCUAUACCUUAUGAAAAUGACAGCUUUGAUUGUUCGACCUAUAUAAAUAGUCUUUAUGAAGCAAUAUUCGGCAAACUGAAAGCAACAGAUAUUGACCAAGAAGUGAAGGAAAAAGCUAUAACGGCAGCAGGUCUCCUUAUUGCAACUUUUGGUGAUUUUUUGGAAAACAAGUUACCAGCCUGCUUACCGAUAUUCUUGGAUCGUUUACGCAAUGAAAUGACUCGUCUUGUUACAAUAAAAGCAUUGAUAACAAUUGUGAACAGUCCGUUAUCAGUUUCUUUGCAGUUCAUCAUAUCAGAUUCGUUGUUAUUACUGGCAGAGUAUUUGCGCAAAAAUCAUAGAGCUUUAAAGAUUUCGGCAUUGAAUUUACUUGAUUGUUUGGUCACAAAUUACAAGCAUGGUGGCUUGAAUGGUUAUGAAAUAAGGAAAGUAUUAGAAGAAACGCCGGCUUUGAUUUCUGAAUUGGAUCUGCAAAUUAGCCAGUUAACUCUUACUUUUCUUAGUCAUUUGAUGACUAUAGAGCCAACAAUUGUAUCGUUCAGUUUACCACAGAUACUUUCGGCAUAUGUGGAUCUCUUACAAAGUUCUUUACUUCAGGGUGCAACACUGACAGCAUCUUUGAAUUUCAUUUCAGUUCUUGUUCAGACUGAAGUCCCCCAAAAACCAUCUUUUGAAGUAUUAUUGGAUCAGUUAACGGCACCGGUUUACGAAAAAUCGUUGCUUCAUCGUCAAGCUUAUCGCUCCAUAUCAGCAUGCACCGCCGUAGUUGCUUCGGCAUCUGGUGAGCUGAAUCGUUGUCGUAAUUUGGCAAAGAAAUUAUCAGAUCAGGUGGCAUCAGAUGAAGCAACAGAUGGUGUACGAUUGUUUUCACUUCUAGCAAUUGGUGAAUUGGGUUGCACAUGCCCGCGAACAUUCGAUAUUUUUGCUCCAAAACCUGAAGAAUUGUUAGUGGAUGCUUUCAAUACAACAGCAGAGGAGAUGAAAACAGCUGCAUCUUACGCGUUGGGAAGGCUUGCUUUAGGCGAUCUUGAAAAAUAUUUACCAUUUUUGCUUGAACAAAUCAACUCACAACCAAAGCGACAAUAUCUUUUAUUGCAUGCGCUGAAAGAGGUGAUUGGUGCAGAAAGUGGUGAUUCUAGAGCUGUAGAAAUUUUCCGCCCCAGAAUUGAACAAAUUUGGCCAGUUUUGGUGACACAUGCCAUAGCUUCAGAAGAAGGCACACGAAACGUUGUUGCAGAGUGUUUGGGCAAAUUAUGUCUUGUUAAUCCAGAGCAGCUGUUACAGCGACUCAAGAGAUGCGUCAGUUCGUCCAAUCCAUUAAUGCGUGCUACUGCCGUGACAGCAGUGAAAUUCCUAAUUGUUGAGCAGUGGACUGUUGUUGAUGAUCUGUUGCAGUCAUCGAUGGAUCAUUUUUUGCAAACUGUUACAGAUCAAGAUCUCAACGUACGUCGGGUAGCACUAAUAACUUUCAAUUCUGCUGCUCAUAAUAAACCUCGGCUGAUCCGAGAUUUAUUGCCGAUAUUUUUACCGUAUUUGUACAGUGAAACAGUAAUCAAAAAAGAAUUAAUUCGUGAAGUUGAAAUGGGCCCAUUCAAGCAUACUGUUGAUGAUGGACUUGAUUUACGAAAAUCAGCUUUUGAGUGCAUGUAUACAUUGUUGGAAACAUGCUUGGAACGUCUUGAUAUUUUUGAGUUCAUCACACACAUGGAAAAUGGUUUGAAAGAUCACCAUGAUGUUAAGUUGCUGAGCUACUUGAUGCUUGCUCGUUUAGCUUCUUUAUGUCCCUCGCAGGUGCUUCAAAGACUUGACAGUCUUUGUGAGCCGUUAAAGAUUCAAAUACAAGCUAGAACUAAAGCGAACGCUGUAAAGCAGGAAAAUGAUAAACAAGAUGAACUUCGUAGAGCAGCACUCAGAGUUGUUGUUGCAUUGCAGCAUAUUCCGGAAGCAGAUAGGCAGCAGCAGUUUGCUGAUCUCCUUACUAUAAUUCGUACUUCUUCAGAGAUAAACUCCAUGUAUCAGGUGACUCAUGCUUUUUCGCUUCUUGAUAAUUAG